This is a messenger RNA of Fusarium verticillioides 7600, 3091 nucleotides long. RefSeq lists its product as hypothetical. The coding region runs from base 909 to 2327 and encodes 472 amino acids. The record is from RefSeq and is a predicted model, not a curated record. Gene Ontology annotation, molecular function: protein binding. The transcript is spliced from 2 exons. Lineage: Eukaryota; Fungi; Ascomycota; Sordariomycetes; Hypocreales; Nectriaceae.
CCUUGGUUCGUGCGAAUCAUGAUCCGCGCUGGCUGUGCUAGCAACGCCCGCCCCUACCACCAGCAGGUUUGGGCGCAUCCGUCGUCUCACCACCAAAAACCAGCUGGCCAGCAGGAACAUCAGAGUUCUGUGCUCUGAAUGGUGUCCGUGAACCUUGCUCCCGCAUGGACAACCCGCUACUUGGGCUGUCCUUGACGCUGAGGAUGCGUUUGAGGCGUCGACCUGAAAAGUCUAGACCUUGCAACAAGGUCAGCCCCGGAUAUCGCCUCAGCCACCCUCAUCUACCGUUACGCUUAUUUGGCAGUGGAAAGAAAAACACGAGAUUGGUUUCGCUGCCUUGUACAGCCUUCACCAGCCCGUGUAUUUCUGGCCCCCAUUGAUUCGGCCAGGCCCCUUGCUCAUGAUCAGCAAGUGUUGUCUGCCUUAAGACUGCUCGGAGCAGGCGAAACGAGACGAGACUUAGCAGUUAGCACUGGCGUUGCCGACUUUUCCUUCCUCUUCAUCAGCUCUGCGAUUGCUCUACUUCUUGACGACGAUUGCCCAGGUCUCAAUACCUCUUCGUUCCUCGCGGUUCGUGAUCAUCCAACAGGCCGGGAGAGAGUGAGUAAAUGUAGCAUCAAGGUGGCCGCCAUGAUGUGGAUCUCAAUCUCUCCAGCCAGCCAAAUUCGCCAGGGCUUGGUCCUUCUAUUCUUCUUGUUCUUUUGCGUCAACCUCACAGUGCAACAACGAGAUCCCAUAUCAAAUUUCUGUCGAAGAUGGGGCCAUCAGAGUGCUGUGGUUGACGACAAACUUUACAUUGGCGGUGGAUUGGUUACCUAUGAUGGUAGUUCUGGAACACCACAAAACUUCUCCAGUAUGCGAACCCUACUCAGUCUCUCACAUUCGAGUGGCGAGAUUCCGUCGAAGUAAUGUCGACGGCCGGCUUAUUGACCAAUACUCCUAUAGACCCCUACUUUAUUUACCAUGAUCUCAGCAACGUAGCCAGUUCAGGCAUGCCCCAACCAUACGCGAACCUGAGCAAGAACUCCACGGUUCCCGAUGUAAGUGGUGGAAUCUUUUGGCCUGAUACUAUCAACAAGAAAAUUUAUCUCUUUGGCGGCGAAUUCAAUGGCGUCACCCCUUGGGACUUCGACCUUUAUGCUUACGAUAUCAUAAAUGAUGAGUGGGACAACAUGGGAGUUUCUAGAACAGACGAUGUUGUCGGGCUCAGUUAUGGAGCUGGUUUGUCCAUUCCGGAUCGCGGAGAGGCCUACUACUAUGGCGGAUGGAUGAACAAUGCGACCGAUGCGGAUUGGGGUGACGCUCCCCAGAUACCAACAUCAUACCUACUACGAUAUGAGAUGGACACGAACAGUUGGUCCAACGACACUGGUCCUGAUGACAUUGGCCGCGCCGAGGGUGUGAUGGUUCAUAUCCCUGCCGGAGACGGUGGUAUGCUUGUUUACUUUGGCGGAAUCAGAGCCGCCGAACAUGGUGGUUGGGAAGGUCAACCAAUGGAUCAGAUUAUUCUCUAUGAUGUUCUGAGCGGUAAAAGUUAUUUCCAAAAUGCAACGGGUGAUAUUCCGGAAUCACGUCGACGGUUUUGCGCAGGCGCUACGUGGACCAAGGACCAGUCUUCUUACAAUAUUUAUUUAUAUGGGGGAGCUGGUGAAGAGCAAGGAAGUUCUGGAUUUGAUGACAUUUAUAUCCUGACACUCCCUACCUUCACAUGGAUCAAGAUGUAUCCCGAAGGAAACGGAACUGGGGAUUACCCUCAUCACAGUUUUACCUGCAACGUUGUGAACGAGGCACAGAUGUUGAUUCAUGGUGGUUUCUUCCCCCUGACAAAUGACUGCGAUGUUCCGGACCAAUGGGGUUUACACGACAUGUCCCUGGGGCGACAAAACAAGGACAAGUCGCCCUGGAUGCUUUACGAUCCCGAAUUGACCAAAUAUGCCGUCCCCACUGACAUUAUUUCAGUUGUGGGAGGAAAUUCUAACGGCGGAGCUACCAAGACAGCACCAGCCGAUGGCUUCGACCACCAAGAUCUGAAAGCCCUCAUGACACGGACGGCAUCGGCAGGAUCAAGGACUGCAACCCGAGAUGUAUCUGUCCCUACUGAGACUGGAGAUCAUGAAAGUGGAGCAACGUUAUCGACUGGUGCCAUUGCAGGUAUCGCAGCUGGCGGAGCUGUAGCUCUUAUUGCCGUGCUCGUGACAUGCUUCUGCCUCAUCCGAAAGCAUCGACGUCGGCGAGAACGUGUUGGGUCACAGCAGCCGAUGACUCAAUCCUAUGACUACCCAUCAUCCCCAACAUCCAUCUUUCGCCUCGAACCAACCGUCCGCUAGCCCCUGGAGUCCACAGUCAUCAAACUUCACCCCUUCAAGCCCUGUGGGCUAUACGGGCCCGCAACUUGCCCAGUCACAUUCAGGACCGCCAGUGGAACUACCAUCUGGGCAUCUCGAAGAUUCAUCUUACGUUUCACCACGUACAGAGCCGAUUUCGGCGGUUGAACCCAAAUAUGAUGCAAAUGGAAACCUAUGGGUUCCCCAAGUGAGCAUGAUGCAGAUCCCGGACCAAGGCCAUUCCCCCGGAAGUCCUCCAUACUAUGACGGCACAAUAGCUUCUAACUCAUCGAAGAAUGGACCAGAGUAUUUUCCUCCCGGUGCACCGCAGGAACUUGCGGCAGACCGUCGCACUUCGUACGCACCUGGACAACCAGUCCACCAGACGUAUUAUCAUCCAUGACUGGUGUUUCAUAAAGAGAAAACAGAACAAAAAACUCUCCUUUUGCCGAGGACAUAGGCUGAAUGUAUUGGAUUUUCUUAAUGUCGGAUUACGAAAGCAGGGGUUAGGAGUAUUGGGAGGGAACAGCAUAACCAAGCAAGCGGGAUAUUUGAUGGUACACCAACUUCGGCAUUCCAGGGUCAUAUUCACUCCCUCAUAGGUCAUAAAUAUAAGUAAUCGUCUUCUUAAAUAAUCAGUUAUUUUCGUUCAAAAGUCCUAUGCUUACAUAGUAACAUGCAAGCUAUAGCCAAUGCCCCAAGGUAAUAGAAUAGAAUAAAGUAACUGUUCCAAAUCCAAGAUAAUAUAAGACAUCAUAUACUGUGUC